AUGUGUUGCCGUAAUGACCAUGUGAAAGAUCCAACUCCGAUGAAUUGGCCAUUCUCAGGUGAUUUCUUCCUGUUCGGCGGCGAAAAGUGUUUGCCCAUAGCUAAUACGAGGGUAGAGCGUUAUCUGGUUCGUUUGCUCUUACGUACGGACAUUAAAAACGAUCCCCAGUGGGACAUUCUUUGUCACUAUGUACCCGAAUCGUGGUUCGGUGCGGAACUGUCCUGGCCGCCCGGUGAGUAUCUGCUGCCCAUCGGCCGACGUAGUGGAUUGAAAACAAGCAUUAUCCGCACGGUAGAGUACGCGGAAUCUAUUCGCCCGGAUGACCUAGUUGGUCAUCCGUUCAUCGAUUCAGAUAGCAAAGGGCUUCAACCCGGUCGAUACAAAUGCCCGGACACUUUCGAACGAGUCCGGUUGACAUUUGUGAGUAAAACAUUUGAGGAACGCACUCUGCCUGACCCGGUGGAUAAUGCGACGAAAACGUUCAAAGUUAGCGCAGUUACUUCCAUGGAGUUUUGUUUGCAUAAUACGUCCACGGAUAAUCAGACGAAAUCAAAAGAAUGGCCGGCCGGAGACUAUUGUGUGUUCACAAUGAAUACAGAGUGCCCGAUCGGAAUGCGAGCUAAAUCAGAAACUCCGAUGAAGAUACCCCGAUUUGUUUUAAAAUCGGUCUAUGUGGUAGACGAAUUCGGCAAACCGACAGAGAAUCGACACUGGCACGAGGAGGCCCUCAAUCAGGUUGUAUAUUUCAUGCAUUGUUGCCGAGAGGACAAACAACUGUUGCUACGACUCCCUCCAUCCCCGGACGGUUACUAUGUGGGCAGUAGUUCCGGUCUGUGCUCACACAUUCCGGGUACUCUGUUGGAUCGGGAACGUGUGACUAGCUAUCUGACCGCGCCACCCAACACGGAUCAGUUUAUCAAAGUGCAUGACGGUGGAAGUGUGCUUUAUCGAGAACUGGCUCCAACCAUGGAAGGCAUGCAACUCCUGUGCUACUAUCAUCCGAGUAAAGGUAUUGAUUACUCCACAUGGGUCGUUGAGUCGUCAUUUUCAAAUUUGGUCAACCUGACCGAGAAAGAUGUGAACGAAAUGGCAGCUCUGUGUGGCUGUGCGGAAAAUGCAUUCUGUUUUCCCAAAAAACGAGCCGAAUGUAUUUGCAAACCGGGCUAUUUCGGUGACGGCAGACAUCAGUGCCAUGCGAUCACUCCACUGACCGAUGAAUGCGCCGAUUUGUGCGAUAGAAAUGCGGUGUGUGAGGAACAUUUGAACGCCAGUUUCCGUAAACUGAAACAGUUAUUAAGUCACUCAUGCGUCUGUCGGUCUGGCUAUGUUGGAGACGGUUUCACGUGUCAGCCUAGUUGUGCCGUGAAAGAAUGUCCUCCGUUCAGUCGGUGUGUCCACAAUCCUGUUCAAGGUAACACUCAAUGUGAAUGCAUUCCCGGAACAAUUGAAUCAGAUGGACAGUGUCAUCUGGAUUUGUACAAAACCUUGGAACAUGAGAAAGAUCUUCCACAAUUUCUUAUUCAUCAUGAUCAUUGCCUGUCGACCGAAACUCAGAAUGCGCUACAGAAUCUGACACCAAAGAGAUACUUUUAUGUGUUCGUGCCACGUGAAGUUGUGCAAGAUUGUGGCGAAGUCAAAAAACAUGUGGUCGUUCAGAAGAAGCAGUGGACAACUACGGAAUUGAACAAAGCGACUGCUGAAUCUCCGCUCAUAUUGGUGUCGGAAAAUCUCACAGCCAUCGAGGUCUAUGUCGAGGUUAGUCCUUUCUCCCGUGGGUGA
Echinostoma caproni is the source of this 1779-nucleotide messenger RNA. The record is from the annotation of a GenBank genome assembly. Lineage: Eukaryota; Metazoa; Platyhelminthes; Trematoda; Plagiorchiida; Echinostomatidae.